Messenger RNA from Pseudoliparis swirei, 1117 nucleotides. Its product is annotated as vesicle-associated membrane protein 2-like. Gene Ontology annotation, cellular component: SNARE complex; plasma membrane. Gene Ontology annotation, biological process: SNARE complex assembly; vesicle-mediated transport; vesicle fusion. Lineage: Eukaryota; Metazoa; Chordata; Actinopteri; Perciformes; Liparidae. Gene Ontology annotation, molecular function: syntaxin binding; SNAP receptor activity. The record is from RefSeq and is a predicted model, not a curated record. Bases 81 to 410 code for a protein of 109 amino acids. The transcript has 5 exons.
CUGUCGCUCCUCUCUCUCCCUCCCUCUCUCUCCCUCUCUCUCUCUCAGAUUCAGAUUAUCUCCAUCCUCCUGCCACUGAGAUGUCGACUCCAGAAACAGCAACCGAUGGCGAGGGUGCUCCUCCGGCCCUGAACCUCACGAGCAACAGACGACUGCAGCAGACACAAGCGCAGGUGGACGAGGUGGUGGACAUCAUGCGUGUUAACGUGGACAAGGUCCUGGAGCGCGACCAGAAGCUGUCGGAGUUGGAUGACCGGGCCGACGCGCUGCAGGCCGGAGCCUCGCAGUUCGAGAGCAGCGCCGCCAAGCUCAAGAACAAGUACUGGUGGAAGAACUGCAAGAUGAUGAUCAUCAUGGCAAUCGUAGGUCUGAUAUGUUUUGGAGUCAUUUUCUUGUAUUUCUUCUACUGAGCUGGUCUUCGGGGAUCGGACCCGCGAGUCCCAGAACCAGACCGCACCCACGCCGGCAGAGCCCCCCCCCCCCCCCCCCAAAGAAGAAAAUAAUCCAGCCUCUCCUCCUCCUCUUCCUCAGAAACCUCUCGGUUCCUCUCCAGACAGGAAUCCUGAGUGGAUGUAAAGUUGUGGGUUUUUUUAAACUUAAUAAUUAUAAGUUUUUUGUUCCUGCUGCAUAAACUUCACAUUUCUGAAUGACGAGGUGUCUAAAUGUGUUUUUCAUGAAACUUGAAAGCGUCUUCUGUGUGUUCGCUAAUCCAGCCUCUUAAAAAAGGGAUUAGAUUAUGAAGAGAAUUGGGCUUUAAAAAAAAAAAAAAAAGCCCCUUCCAGGUAGAUUUAAAGAGACAGUACAUUAUUUUUAACUGACCGUCACCAUCCCCUUGUGUCACCGGUAUUUGACAAAAAGACACAGAAAAUAUGAAAGUUAAUAUUAAAUAUUUCUCCAGGUCGCUUGUGAAGAGUUUGUUAUUCCUAAAUGGACCGAAAAAAAAUUCUAAAGAGCUCCGAAACCUCUCAGAUAUUCAUUUGUGUUCCUCUCCGCCAGCUUGUGUUGUUCUGGUACAGUUUAUGUUGAGGGACGUCGCCCCCUGGCGGUCGGCGGCGGUACUGCGGCGGGAACACGUUUGAGUUUUGAUUGUAAAUAAACAGUGCUGUUGUUAUGGUGA